Molecule: messenger RNA, 3277 nt
Organism: Peromyscus eremicus (cactus mouse)
Lineage: Eukaryota; Metazoa; Chordata; Mammalia; Rodentia; Cricetidae
Gene: Cadm2
Product: cell adhesion molecule 2
Exons: 9
Source: RefSeq, a predicted model, not a curated record
AUCAACAUUCUCUUCAAUCUCCUUUUAGGCAGCCAAGGGCAGUUCCCACUAACUCAGAAUGUAACGGUUGUUGAAGGCGGAACUGCAAUUUUGACCUGCAGAGUUGAUCAAAAUGAUAACACCUCCCUCCAGUGGUCAAAUCCGGCUCAACAGACGCUGUACUUCGAUGACAAGAAAGCUUUAAGGGACAAUAGAAUCGAGCUGGUUCGCGCUUCCUGGCAUGAACUGAGCAUCAGUGUCAGUGAUGUGUCUCUGUCUGAUGAAGGACAGUACACCUGCUCCUUAUUUACAAUGCCUGUCAAAACUUCCAAGGCCUAUCUCACUGUUCUGGGUGUUCCGGAGAAGCCACAGAUUAGUGGAUUUUCAUCACCAGUCAUGGAGGGAGACCUGAUGCAGCUAACGUGUAAGACAUCUGGCAGUAAACCUGCAGCUGAUAUAAGAUGGUUCAAAAACGACAAAGAAAUUAAAGAUGUGAAGUACUUGAAAGAGGAGGACGCUAACCGAAAGACCUUCACCGUCAGCAGCACGUUGGAUUUCCGAGUGGACCGUAGUGAUGAUGGAGUGGCCGUCAUCUGCAGAGUAGACCAUGAGUCCCUCAAUGCCACCCCUCAGGUAGCCAUGCAGGUGCUAGAAAUACACUAUACACCAUCUGUUAAGAUUAUACCAUCCACUCCUUUUCCACAGGAAGGACAGGCAUUAACUUUGACUUGUGAAUCUAAAGGAAAACCACUGCCAGAGCCUGUUCUGUGGACAAAGGAUGGUGCAGAAUUACCAGAUCCUGAUCGAAUGGUCGUGAGUGGUAGGGAACUCAACAUUCUUUUCCUGAACAAAACAGACAAUGGCACGUAUCGAUGCGAAGCCACGAACACCAUCGGCCAAAGCAGCGCAGAAUAUGUCCUCAUUGUACAUGAUGUUCCCACCACUUUGCUUCCCACUACUAUCAUCCCCUCCCUUACCACUGCACCAGUAACAACCACUGUAGCCAUAACAACCAGCCCAAGCACAUCUGCAUCAAGCAGCAGCAGAAGAGAUCCCAAUUCUCUGGCUGGCCAGAAUGGCCCUGAUCAUGCUCUCAUAGGAGGAAUAGUGGCUGUAGUUGUGUUUGUCACACUGUGCUCCAUAUUUCUGCUUGGCCGAUAUUUGGCAAGACAUAAAGGAACGUAUCUAACAAACGAAGCUAAAGGCGCGGAAGACGCACCAGAUGCCGACACCGCCAUUAUCAAUGCUGAAGGCAGCCAAGUCAACGCGGAAGAGAAAAAAGAGUAUUUCAUUUAAAAUUCGGGCCCCACGCUCUGAGUUUUACCUACCAGGCUGACUGCUGGAGAAAACUGGCAAUCAUCUUUCAGAAACCAUUCCAACCAUCCUCUACUACUUUUAUUAACACCCAUACUGUACUGCUCUCAGUAGCCAGUGUAUGCCAACAAUCAGCAGUUGAAAGCGUCAUCCUUUAAUUACUGUACCAUCCAUAAUGCAGGACAUUUCUUAUUGCCUAAAUUUUACACCAUUGCUCUUUUAACAUACAGUGCUUGAAUAUACAGCCUUAACAAUGUUAAUCAUCUCACUGGAUCAUGAUAUUGAGUUGUUUUUAUACAUUGAAGAAAUGUAUGCAGAGCUCCCAUUCCUAUAUUGGUUUUCCUUUAAGUCAUAGGCUUUAUUGGUUUGCCACUGGACAGUUUUCACAAGUCACAGGAUUAGGUAAUGGCCUAAUGUGCUUACGUUUAAUCAAAGAUUAGAGGUUUACAAACUAUGUUUUCUACUUGUCUAUCUUCAAAGAUAACAUGUUGUGGAAACAUAUGCCCUAGAAAACACAAACUGAAAACACUGUAGUGUAGUUUCGGGAAUGUUUGAGAUUAUACUGGUAAUACUGUAUCAAGUUGCUAUUUUAAAAUUUAGUGUUUGAUACAGGCACCAUGUGUAUGGAUUAUAAUCAUUACAUGACACCUUAUAUUAUUAUAUAGAUCCUACCAUUAGGUUAUUGUAGUUUCAUUUACCAAUAAAUUAUUACAAACAUUUAACUGCUUUGGGAAUCAUAAAGAUUUCAUUCAUUUCUCUAUUUGAUUCUAUAAUUUAUUUGCUCCAUGAGGAUUCACCUGCCUAAACAAAACUGAAGUAGGGCACAAUUUUGAGACAUUUUAGUAUCUGUAUAUAGUGCAUAUAAUAAAUCCAAUUAAACAUUAUUUGAUACAUAUUUAACUUUUUUGGCUGUAGGUUAUUCAGUCAUAAGUACACAUUUUCUAACGUCCAUUAUAUCCCUUUAGAUAUUACUUAAACUGAUAUUAUAAGUAGAUAACAUAUAUUAGUAUUUUUGUCUGUAUGUCCUAGCACUGUCAACAACAAAUUUUUCUAGUUCUUGUUAAUUUUUAUUUGUUAUACAAUGGAAGCACAAUGUUACAAGGAAAGGUAAUUUUAAGCUAACAACCAGUGCACAGCCUCAGGUUUUAAAUCACAACCACAGUUGAAUAAUAACCUAAAAAUAAACUCUUAGUUUGAUUUAAAAAAAAAACUUACAUAUUUUAAUUUGGCAGUUUCAGGGCUGCUUAACUAUGUUGAUUUGCCAAAAAGGAAGUGUUUAGGAUAUGUUUUCUGUAUAAAUGAACUAAUUCUUUGUAUUAAAUUCCUGUCUAUGCAUUCUGUGAGGUACAAACUUAUGAAAGAGUUGAGCGAUAGAAAACCCCUGCCAUGCUUUUAACUCCAAGGUGAAAGUCUCUUUCUCUGAAUUAUUUGGAAAUUUUGGUGUAUGGAACUACUAUGGAAUUCUGUAAUCUUAUCUAUGACACAGAGUCAAUAUAAAGUCUUAAUGCUUUGGGUAAAAUAUAAUAUUUCUAGAAUAGUUUUCAUUAAAAAUAUCAGCAGCUAAAGAGUAAAAUCCAGUUAGAAUAAAAAUUAUUUUCCCAUUUAUAAGCACGGCACCUUUAAGAAGAAAACAAAUAUUACAAUAUGGUAGGUGUACUUGUGAUGUCUGACAGCAUGACAGCCUAGAGUUUUAACAAUACCUUGGAAUUUAUUUGGGGGGGAACAAGAAUGAAUACAACAUCCUGUGUUAGUAUCAAAUGGAGGACAAGGGUGCUGUAUAUUAGAUUAUUUAUCAGAAAAGUAUCGAACUUUUAAGAAAAAUGUUAGAAAUUUUAAGUUUUUUUUAAUUGUGUAGCAUUUAUCUUGUUGAUUUCUUACAAAAGAAAAAGGACGAUGUCAGUCAAGCAGCACUUUUACAAAAUAUACAGAACAAAUAAUAUGAUGUGGUUGAGUGUUAACAUAAUAAAUCAUAUACAGUAUGACA